CUGGCGGCCCGCACCCCUCCCCCAUGAUCCCCUGCACAGACAGGCCCACGUGUGUCCCUAGAUGCCUGAAUCACUGCUGACGGCUGGGGACCUGGCCACCGUGGGCUCCUGGGGAGCCACUGGGGAGGGGGCGGUGGCUGCAUCUCGCCUCCAGGGGAACACCUGCGGACAUAAAUAGGCAGCCAGCAGAGGCAGCAGCACAGAGCCACCAAGCAGCGCUGCAUACGGGUUCCACCUGUGUGCACCAGGAUGCCCGACACCAUGCUGCCCGCCUGCUUCCUCGGCCUACUGGCCUUCUCCUCCGCAUGCUACUUCCAGAACUGCCCGAGGGGCGGCAAGAGGGCCAUGUCCGACCUGGAGCUGAGACAGUGCCUCCCCUGCGGCCCCGGGGGCAAAGGUCGUUGCUUCGGGCCGAGCAUCUGCUGCGCGGACGAGCUGGGCUGCUUUGUGGGCACAGCCGAGGCGCUGCGCUGCCAGGAGGAGAACUACCUGCCGUCGCCCUGCCAGUCCGGCCAGAAGGCGUGCGGGAGCGGGGGCCGCUGCGCCGCCUUCGGCAUAUGCUGCAACGACGAGAGCUGCACGACGGAGCCCGACUGCCGCGAGGGCUUUCACCGCCGCGCCCGCGCCAGCGACCGGAGCAACGCCACGCAGCUAGACGGGCCGGCCGGGGCCUUGCUGCUGCGGCUGGUGCAGCUGGCCGGGGCGCCCGAGCCCUUCGAGCCCGCCCCGCCCGGCGUCUACUGAGCCCCCCGCCCGCCCUACCGGCGCGCUGUCUGCGCCCGCCCCUACAGCACGGACAAUAAACCUCUGAAAAUGCA
Piliocolobus tephrosceles (Ugandan red Colobus) is the source of this 818-nucleotide messenger RNA. It is a transcript of the gene AVP, whose product is annotated as arginine vasopressin. NCBI's taxonomy places the organism in Eukaryota, Metazoa, Chordata, Mammalia, Primates, Cercopithecidae. Gene Ontology annotation, molecular function: V1A vasopressin receptor binding; neurohypophyseal hormone activity. The transcript is spliced from 3 exons. The record is from RefSeq and is a predicted model, not a curated record. Bases 250 to 744 code for a protein of 164 amino acids. Gene Ontology annotation, cellular component: secretory granule; extracellular region.